CGCUUUACUCAAUUAACAAAUUAACACGGCAUUGUUCUAUACGAAAUAUUUUUGUUUCUAAAAUUUAAAUUAUUAUUGCAGAAAUGAGUGGCAGAUUAACAACAAAAACUGGCGAGAUUGUCGCUUAUAGUGAGGCUGCUAUACGCGGAAAUAUUUCUGCUGUAGAAUAUUGCCGUACUUCCAUGGCUGCACUAUCCGGUUGUGCUGCAGGUAUUUUGGGACUGAAUGGACUGCUUGGAUUUUUGUUUUACUUCUUAUCAGUAUUCGUUUUGUGGCUGUUGGUUUUGGCAAAAUCCGGCACACAGUGGCGCAAAUUUUUCAUCAAUCGCCAAAGUUUGCUCACCAAUAACUUCAUGGGCGGCUUAUGUACAUACGUGCUUUUUUGGACAUUCCUAUACGGCAUGGUUCAUGUUUAUUAAAAUAGGUUUUAUGGUGUAGAUGCGUAUCACUUUUAUAUUGAACUAAGAAACUAUAUAGGACAUUUAAUAUUCAAAAAUACAACUAUGUGUGUGUAUACCCAGAUAAAAAAGUGAAGUCGUUUGCCCUCAUUUAUAUAAAAUUUAAUUGUAUUUAUAUAUAAACUACAAAUGUAUAUGUACACAAAGUAGCGGAAACGAUAGCUUCAAUGCAUAGUGAUUCAAGAAUGAUUUAUGAGAGAAUUGCUGAAGGCAUAUUUUUAAACUUAGAACUCAGGAGGUGCGUACAAGCACAAACGCUAACUUUAGUUGUACCCCUACAACAUUCUUCACAAAUAAAGAUAUCUCGAAAGGUGAGGGGCUAGUUCGUUUUUAUAAGGACAGACGAAAAAUGAAAAGUCCUUCAUCUCAUUCCCUCGGGCCUCUGUAAGCUAAAAUUA
This is a messenger RNA of Bactrocera latifrons, 856 nucleotides long. It is a transcript of the gene EMC6, whose product is annotated as ER membrane protein complex subunit 6. Bases 84 to 419 code for a protein of 111 amino acids. NCBI's taxonomy places the organism in Eukaryota, Metazoa, Arthropoda, Insecta, Diptera, Tephritidae. Gene Ontology annotation, cellular component: EMC complex; membrane; endoplasmic reticulum. The record is from RefSeq and is a predicted model, not a curated record. Gene Ontology annotation, biological process: protein folding in endoplasmic reticulum; autophagosome assembly. The transcript has 2 exons.